Molecule: messenger RNA, 1179 nt
Organism: Malassezia sympodialis ATCC 42132
Lineage: Eukaryota; Fungi; Basidiomycota; Malasseziomycetes; Malasseziales; Malasseziaceae
Gene: SUA7
Product: transcription factor SUA7
Biological process (GO): transcription initiation at RNA polymerase II promoter; transcription preinitiation complex assembly
Cellular component (GO): transcription preinitiation complex; nucleus
Molecular function (GO): RNA polymerase II general transcription initiation factor activity; TBP-class protein binding
Source: RefSeq, a predicted model, not a curated record
AUGUCGAGCGAGUCGGACCCGAAGGCGCCGCCUUCCCUGUCCGAUGCGUUUGCGAUCACACCGCGGUUUGCCGCUGAGCGAGCUGCGGCGGGAUAUGGACUGCCAGGCAGUCGUGCCGCCGAGGCCGCGAAGAAGGACCAGUUCCUCCCAGAUCUCAACGUGCGGCUCAUGUGCCCCGAGUGCCGGACGAAUCCGCCCAAUAUCACCGAGGAAUUUGCGAGUGGCGACCUCGUGUGUUCUGACUGCGGGCUCGUGUUGGGCGACAGGAUCAUCGAUACCCGCAGCGAAUGGCGCACGUUUGCGAACGAAGACGGCGACGACCCGUCGCGUGUGGGCAGUGUGGCGAAUCCGAUUCUCGACGGUAUCACGGAGCAGCUAGAGAGCCGUAUCGCUGCCCGCGAUGGUGGCACGGGCACCUCACGCGAGCUGCUCAAGACCAUGACACGUGCGUCCGGGCCGCGCGACCGCUCGUUGCUGGACGCCUUUGACUCGAUCCAAAACAAGUGCGACAGUAUCCACCUCCCGCGGACGGUGUGCGAUACGGCGAAGCAGGCAUACCGUCGCGUAGAGCAGGAGAAGCUGCUGCGCGGCAAGCAAACGGAUGCGAUUAUUGCUGCGGCCAUUUAUGUGGCGUGCCGUGUCAAUCGCGUGCCACGCACGUUCCCUGAGGUGUGCGCGCUUACCUCGGCGCGUAAGCAGCAGGUCGCGCGCUGCUUCCGCGAAAUGAAAGAGGCCUUUGGGCUGAAUGCUACCGGCUCAGGGUCGAUCGAUGGCGCGGAUACCUCGGCAGACGCGGCGGUCGCCAGCAAAGGCACCGGUGGCGCCGCGCCCCUGGGUCUCGCGGUGGGCGCGACCGACCUCGUGGCCCGCUACUGCAAUCACUUGGGCCUGGACAUGUCUAUUGUUCGCGUCACCGAGGCGGUCACUAUGCGGAUCCACGAUCUUGGUUUUCUGGCGGGCCGGUCCCCCAUCACCAUUGCCGCAGCGUCAAUCUACCUGGUCACAAUACUAGUGGACGAGCAGCGCACAGCCCGGCGCAUCUCUGUGGCGGCGGGUGUAUCAGAUGUGACGAUCAAGCACUCGUUCAAAGAGAUCUUGAAAUUCAUUGACCAGGUCCUCACGCCCGAGAUCGUAGCCAAAGACGCGCGCAUCGAUAUACAUCGACUGGACUCGAAAUAG